Molecule: messenger RNA, 3032 nt
Organism: Odontomachus brunneus
Lineage: Eukaryota; Metazoa; Arthropoda; Insecta; Hymenoptera; Formicidae
Product: zinc finger protein 836-like
Exons: 6
Coding region: 123-1577 (484 amino acids)
Biological process (GO): regulation of transcription by RNA polymerase II
Cellular component (GO): nucleus
Molecular function (GO): DNA-binding transcription factor activity; zinc ion binding; RNA polymerase II cis-regulatory region sequence-specific DNA binding
Source: RefSeq, a predicted model, not a curated record
CAUCGCGACGUCGCCGCUCGUGUUGUCGGUGACGCAAACAUGCGUUCCCGCAACACGCAUCAUGCGCGGGAAAUCGCAGGAGAAAUGAAAAAAAAUUGGCGCUCGCCGGCCGGCGCGCCUGCAUGGCGGACCAAUUAAGACAGAUCCACACUUCAUUUAGUUUCCCAUCGUCUUCCCUAUUCCUUUUUGAAAUGGAUACGGCGGCACGCGAUCUCGAGCAGCGCGAUCGGCAAGCGGAUUAUCAGCCCAUGGUGUUCCACUGCCGGAUUUGUGCAGCCAACAUUGCAGCCAACAAUGACGGGGUGCACAUUUUCGCUGAGGACGGCCGGCGUCAUUACCUGCAAACGAAGAUACGGAAAUAUCUAUACAUUCUGGUAUCAUCGGAGGAUAAAUUUUCAAAAAUGGUUUGUUCUGUGUGCAUUAAGAGACUGGAAGGUGUCCAUCGCUUUGCAAUGAUGGCAUAUCGUACCCAGGAAAAAUUAAAAUCCCAGCUCUAUGGUAACAUUGACAAUACGAAUCCUGUACAAGAUGAAGAGAUGCAGAGUAUUAAAAAUACGCAAGAUAAUGCAAAGAAAGUAGAAGAACGAGGGUUAUUACAUUCAAUAUUGACAAAGCAGGGUACGAUAGAAAUUGUAACAGAGGACGAGCCACUGGGACCACCAGAGUUAAAUUCCCAAGAAGAUAAACGUCACACCACAAACAUGGAAGAAAUGGAGGUGAAAGUGGAUCCAAUGUUAUUUUUACAAUGCGGUAUGGAACAGUCCGCAUCAGAUCCUUCGGAUUCUUCUGACAACGAGGAAGAAAUAAUCAGAACAUAUUCGCCAGAGCCGCUACCAUUGACAAAAAAAAAUACUGGAACGGAGGCAGAAGAGAAGAAGAGAGACGAAAGUGAGACCAAAUUGCACGAAGACAAUGAGAGAAAUAUGUCCAUUACGGUGAAACCGCACGAAUGUACAAUAUGCGCUCGGUCCUUCGUAUCGCAAAUUGGUUUACAGAAUCACCUGUGGUCACACUUACCCCGAGAGAGAAGAUUCGACGGGAAGUCUAUUCUACGCUCUCAACACAUUUACUCCACGAACGGUAUACUUCAUACGAACGGUGAUAACAAUACGUCCAGCAACUUCAUCUGUCCAAUCUGCAGUAAAAAAAUCUCUACAAAGGGAAACCUGAAAGUGCAUUUAGAAACGCACAGGCCUAAAGGAAAGUACGGCUGCGACAUAUGCGGCAGAAUUUUCAAGACACAAUCGAAUUUGUUCAGACACAAGGAGUACCACGGCGGCGUACAGUUUCCGUGCAACGUAUGCGGCAGAGUUUACCCGACGAAUUCGACGUUACGUGCUCAUAGCAUAACGCACUCGGAUUUGAGACCGCACGCAUGCCCACUUUGUGAUAAGACGUUCAAACGUAAUCAGGACCUGAAAUUUCACAUAAAUCAGCAUACGGGUGCGAGGCCUUAUCAGUGUCCUUAUUGUCCGAAAGCUUUCGCAAGCUCCGGGAACUGUUUUUCGCAUCGUAAAAGAAUGCAUCCGCGGGAGGUGCAUCGCGAUCGGCAGAGAGCGGCCGAUUUGAUGAGAUGAACCAUGGGCAGUCAGUACGAGGACUGGUCUUAGAACUCGAAUAACUGUUCUGUCUUAUCGCAGGUGUGAUCUCGUCGAGCGUGUAUUAGUCGUCGUAUAAGAGAACGUAUCUUAUUUCCGGAGAGUAUAACGGUGCUAAUGGAAGAACGGGAGAUUUUGUAUGCUUUAUUAUUCUUAAAUUAUUUACAUUUUUAGCUUUAAGUACGUUGUUGUUGGUAUUAUAUAUUUUGUCAGUUAUUUAUUGGAUACGUAUAUCUUUCUACUGUCCGAUAGGGAUGAUUAGUGCGAUAUCGGAAAACUUUCGUCAUUGUUUAGUGAGCUUAGUGAUGAAGCUUUACUGCAAUGUGUAAAUAACAGAGAGAGUAAGUUUGAAAUUUCAUAGCCAGACUAGUCAGAGUAUCGGUAGUUCUAGUGUUAUUUUCGGAGCAUAUUAAUGUAAUUCGUCCCCGUCACUUUAUUAUUAGUAGGAGAUAAAAGACAGUUAAAUGCUUUAGGAAUGCAUCGUAAUUAUUGCAUAAGUUGAGUUUUAUAUUUAACAUAAAUCUUUUUUUAUCGCGUAUUAGCAUAUUUUAUUUUUGUGAUAAAAAUAUACUCACUGCCACUUUAUGCCGUUACUAUUUUGUCGUUAGAAUAGAUAUCAGUAGAGAGAGAGAAAGAGAGAGAUGAUAUUGGUUUACAAUUUACGCAUUUAUAUUUUAUAGAGAAAGCGCUAUUUUUUAUAUUUAGUAAAAGACAUUGUGUAAUUAAGUGUGCGCUAUAUAUAUGUAUACAUGAAAUUAACUUGACGACUCUGUGAUAAUUGUUUAGCACUGGUCCUUUUGUACUGGUUAUGAAAUUUACAACUUGCCGUCUGCUAAGCUGAUAUAUAAUAGAGAUAUGUACGAACGUAGAUUACACGAUCUAUAGUACUAUUCAAACGGUGAAGAAGAAAAUUCUAAAAGAAAGAUGUUAUUUUACUCACACUGAUCAGGAAGAUAUUCCACAGGGAAAUUUAUACGAGACAUUAUAUAUCGACCAAAAAAAAAAGAGAAAAAUAAGAAAAAGAAAAACAGGGAUUUGCGAAAAGAAAAAAAAGUUUUGUAGUUUGACAUAUUUUUAGCACAAUAUGAACAUUAUCAUAACUAUUAAGACUGUAUACGAGAAUUAUGUGUCAAAUUAGAUAGUCAACUUUAUAAGGCAAAGGUAACGUAUCGAUGAACGAGGUCGAAUGUCGUUAUACGUAAACAAGUCUAGUCGAUGCAGUAUUAAAUAUUGAUAAGCGAUAUAGACGUCAUAGUCGAUAUUACAAAUAUACGAUCGUGAUGUUAUUCUUAUAAACGAGUUACACGAGAUAAAUGUUAAAUCGAAGUCUGAGUAGUUUUAGGAAGAACGUAGUUAAGUUAGUUCGUGUAACGUAGAUCAUAGUCUGUGCUUCCGUAUAACGUAUACAUUUGCACACGCGUUGAAACACCGCAA